Molecule: messenger RNA, 1179 nt
Organism: Chilo suppressalis (striped riceborer)
Lineage: Eukaryota; Metazoa; Arthropoda; Insecta; Lepidoptera; Crambidae
Source: the annotation of a GenBank genome assembly
AUGAGGUACGAACUCUUUCGGUACUUUUUCAGAAUGCCCAAUAAACUGGACUCCAAAAUAAAGAAAUCUCAUCCAACUCAUUGGUUAUGUCGAUACCGCGGAGCUGUGUCGCAGCACUACGCUGCAGCAUUUUCAAGGUCACAUCUCUCAGUGGGCUGCAGGCAGCCGGCGCGGCGCCACAGUCCACACGAUGCGACGCGCGCUAUGAGUACACCACGCAGCCGCCCCAACGAUACCGUCGAGCUCCUGCCCCUGAAGUCGGCCCUGGUGAAUAACAACUACCGCGAUGAGGACGCGUACUACCCGCCCCCGCCGGCACUCAAUAAAAAUCCCUCCAGCUCCAACCUGUACGAUUACACUCUGCUCUCCAAGAGGACACCGGCCUCAAAAAGGUUGCUGUCGAAGCAAAGCCAGCCCGCGCCAACGCCGCUGGUGACAUUGUGCGGUGCUCCGCCGCCGUCCAGGAAGCGCGAGGAGCUGGCCGCGCUUGCCAACCUGCGCAAGAAAGUCUCACCCGCGCUGCUACCUGACAAGAAGUCUUCCAAAAAUAACAACGAGCCUAUUCACAAAGAUGACAACGAAACGGAACAACUCGACAAUCGACCGAAGCUUUUGCAAAGGGUGCUACAAACGAGGCCCGUGAGCAUGGUAGUGCAGUGGAGCGAGGUGCGCACCGCCUGGCAGGACAGCGACUUCAUCACCGAGUGCCUGUGCUGGCACAACGUGUACCGGCAGCGUCAUGGAGCGCCUCAACUCUUUAUGGCGCCUGAGCUGUGCGACUACGCCCAAGCGUGGGCGAACCAUCUCGCGCACACCAACAAGUUCCGCUAUAGAAACGAUCGCGACGUAGGCCAGAACCUCUACCAGCGCCCCGUCAGCGCCCUGCAGCCCGACGUCACUGGUCAGGAGGUGUCCUCGUACUGGUACGCAGCUGUUCGACAGUAUAAUUUCUUUAAAGAGUCGGAUGUUCUUCACGCUAACGUGAACGCAGGUCACUUCACGCAAAUGGUAUGGGUGGCGACACGUUACUUCGGCGUGGGUAAAGCUCGGUCUCGCGCGGGCAAGAUAAUCGUGGUGGCCAACUACUCGCCGCCGGGGAACUCGUCCGGCCACUUCGAGGAAAACGUGCUGCCCCCGCUGCCCGACAACUGCCCCGAGCCGCCGCCGCCUGCGCACUGA